AGAGAAGCAAAGUAAGAAUGAUCUCUUCUAAUAUUUCUCAUGUGGUAAACAUGAAUUUUGAAUGUUAAUUUCCACAGAAGUCCUUGAAUGUGAAGAGACACAGGAAUGUGAAAGAUGCUUCAGAUUUUUAAAAUAUUAUAAAGGAAUCUAAGAUUUUCGUUUGCAACAUAUGCUUUCUUCUAAAGAGUAUCCAUCAGCUGGCAUCAAAGGAGCAGAAUGAAUUGUUGCUUAUUCCUACCUUUUGUGGUGGGAAUUUCCCUCCUACGGCCUUGCCUUACAGCAACAGAAAACUCUAAGACAGAGGAAGCGAAGCACCCAGAGGGGUCUCAUCCGAGACUGAAGAGUGGCUGGAUUUGGAACCAAUAUUUUGUAGAAGAGGAAAUGAAUAUCACGGGAAAGGACAUUGGCCGGCUGAGCUCAAAUAUGCAUAAUGGAUCCAAGUCUUUGAAGUACAAGAUUUCAGGAGAUGGAGCUGGAAGUAUUUUCUUCAUUAAUGGAACAACAGGUGUCUUAUCUGUGGUACAGAAGCUGGAUAGAGAGAAACAGGCCUUCUACAAUCUAAAAGCCCAUUUAAUAGACAUCACUACUGGAAAGGAUGUGGAAUCUGAAUCUGAGUUUGUUGUCAAAGUUACGGAUAUCAAUGACAAUGCACCAAAAUUCCUACAUGAACCUUAUGCGGCCGUUGUACCAGAGAUGUCUCCAGAAGGGACAUUCAUCAUCCAGGUGACAGCAAAUGAUGCUGAUGAUCCUUUAUGUAAUAAUAAUGCUCGUCUUGUGUAUGAGUUACUACAUGGCCAGCCAUAUUUCUCCAUUGAACCAACAACAGGAGUUAUAAGAACAUCUUCUAAAAUGGAUAGAGAGCUGCUAGAUUCAUAUUGGGUAAUUGUUCAAGCCAAAGACAGGAUUGGUCUGCCUGGAGCACUGUCUGGAACAACGAGGGUAUUAAUUACACUUUCUGAUAUUAAUGACAACAUACCUACAUUUAAAAAAGGCUUAUACCGCAUGAAUGUCUCCGAAUCUGCACCCAUUGGUACUUCUAUAGGAACAAUCAUGGCACAUGAUAGGGAUAUAGGAAAGAAUGCAGAAAUGGAUUACAGCAUUGAAAAUGACGAUUCACAAACAUUUGACAUCAUUACUAAUAAUGAGACCCAAGAAGGUAUCGUUAUAUUGAAAAAGAAAGUGGAUUAUGAGCAACAGACCUACUAUAAUAUUAGAGCAAAAGUUAAAAACCGCCAUGUUGACGAGCAGCUCAAGAAGUAUCACACUGUGGCUUCCACCACUUUUAUUAGGGUCCGGGUGGAAGAUGAAGAUGAACCGCCUGUCUUCCUCCUUCCGUAUUACAUAUUAGAGAUCUCUGAAGGAAGCCCACAGGGAUCCUUGGUGGGCGUGGUCUCCGCCAUAGAUCCAGAUUACAACAGAUGUCCUAUCAGGUAUUCUAUUACCAAAAGCAACAUGUUCCAAAUUGAUGACAAUGGCACCAUCAUCACAACUCACCCUCUUGACCGAGAGAUGAGCGCUUGGUGGAACCUCAGCAUUGCAGCCAGAGAACUAUACAAUGAAGAACACACUUCUGAAGUUCCUGUGUAUGUACAAGUUCUUGAUAUUAAUGAUCAUGCUCCUGAGUUCCCUGAACUUUAUAAGACUUAUGUUUGUGAAAAUGCAAGCUCUGGUCAGGAGAUUCAGACCAUCAGUGCAGUGGAUAAAGAUGACUCCAUAGAAAGGCCAAAUUUUUAUUUUAAUUUAUCUGUGGAAGACACAGAGAACUCUAAAUUUACAAUCAGAGAUAAUAAAGAUAACACAGCUGUAAUUUUGACCAAUAGAACUGGUUUUAGCCUUCAAGAAGAGCCUGUCUUCUAUAUAUCCGUCUUAGUUGCUGACAAUGGUAUCCCAUCCCUUACAAGUACAAACACGCUUACCAUCCAAGUGUGUGACUGUGGUGACAGUGGAAGUAUACAGACCUGCCACAAUAAAGAUAUGCUUUUCAUGGAAUCCAGGACAGAGAUCAUGACUGCUAUUCUGAUAUGCGCUGUGAUAAUAACACUACUUGGGUUUAUUUUUAUGAUCCUGCAUCUACAACAACGAAGAAAACAGACUCUUUUUCCUGAGAAAGAUAAAGAGUGCAGAGAGAAUAUAUUCAGAUAUGAUGAUGGAGGGACAAGAGAAGAAGAUACAGAGGCCUUUGCUAUUGGAGAGCUGAGCUGCAGCACCUUCAUGAGGGAACCUCGGACUCGGAAAACCACCUCUGCAGAGAUUAGGAGUUUGUACAGGAUGUCAUGGCAGGUUGGUCCAGAUGAUGCUGUAAUCAAGGAAUUCAUCCUGGAAAAGCUGGAAGAAGCUAACACUGAUACUUACGCUCAUCCUUUGGACUCCCUCCAGACCUAUGCCUUUGAGGGAACAGGGUCAUUAGCUGGAUCCCUGAGCUCUUUAGAAUCAUCAGCCUCUGGUGAGAAUGAACAUUUUGAUUGCUUUCAUGAUUUGGAACUUCCCUUUCAAAUAUAA
Molecule: messenger RNA, 2499 nt
Organism: Eptesicus fuscus (big brown bat)
Lineage: Eukaryota; Metazoa; Chordata; Mammalia; Chiroptera; Vespertilionidae
Gene: CDH19
Product: cadherin 19
Exons: 12
Coding region: 217-2499 (760 amino acids)
Biological process (GO): cell morphogenesis; calcium-dependent cell-cell adhesion; multicellular organism development
Cellular component (GO): plasma membrane; adherens junction; catenin complex
Molecular function (GO): calcium ion binding; cadherin binding
Source: RefSeq, a predicted model, not a curated record